AAUGAAAAGAUUUCUGAUAUUUUCAGAAUAUGGAAGUGAAGUGACAAGCCAACCAGUCUCUAAACAACAUCUGGAAAGAAUAUCAGAACAAAUAUUGUUUCAAGAACAGACUAAGAAAUUUCCCAAUCAUAAUAAAUCAUCAGAAACAUCUUCAUCUGGGGUUUUUGAAUACUGUAAUUUUCCCAAUCCUAACUCAUUAAAAGAGGAUACUGGUCAUUACCAUAAAGAGCUAGGGGCACAUGGUUACAAACUUAAGCUGGUGCAGAUGAUGAUCAGACAUGGAGAUAGGACACCACUUCAUACUCUAGCUGACCGACCUAACCCAAGAAUCAGCUGUAAGUUUUCAAAGAAGGAGAAACAUGUACACUGGAUUGUGGGCAAGUUUAUCUCCAGAAUGCAAAAUGAGGACGCUAAUGAGAAUUUUGAAUUUUUGCACCCCUAUCCAAAUCAACCAUAUUGUCGGCAGUCAUAUUUAACUCCACAGGGAGCUGUGCAGGCAUUGCUGAAUGGUCUUAAAGCAAAGUACAAGUACGUUGAUCAGUUGGAUUUAUUUGGACAAAAUUUCAGUGAGAGAAAAAUUAUUGUGAAGAGUACAGUAUACCCUAGAACUUAUCAGAGUGCAAAUGCUUUUAUGUUUGGCUUUUUAUCUGAUUUCAAUGCCAUCGUUAAAAUUCAGAAAGCUAGAACUGAUCUGUGUUCAGAGAAGGAUUCAGGACUGCGCUGUUAUUGUACAGGCAUGGAAAAGUAUGCAACACCUCAAAGGAAUAUGAGAAAGAUGAGUAAAUCUUCAAUACAGGCAGUGACAAACUUCAAAAGGAAAGUAGCCAGUAUAUUCCACAUGGAUGUCACAGAGAUUAAGUCAUUAACUCAUGUUUUUGAUGCGUUGAUGGUGCGAGCUUGUCACAGUCUUCCUUAUCCUUGUAAUAAACAGAGAAAUUCAUGUGUAGAUAGGAAAAUGUUGGACACAUUGUGGAGCUUAAUUAGCACAGAUAUGCAACAUAAUUAUUUUUAUAAUGAAAAUCUUUUAAAAACACACCAUCUAAGAUUUCAUCCUCUCCUAGUGGAGAUGUAUUUAAGAAUGAAAAAUGUCACCAAGCGGAGCUCCCGAACAAACUUUGUGUUAUACUCAGGACAUGACAUAACAAUGACUCCAUUUUUAAUGCUGUUGGGCAUAUUUGAUGGGAAGUGGACACCUUAUGCAUCCUCUCUAGUCCUUGAAUUGUAUAGCAAGGAAGAGGAAUCAAAGAUACAUUAUUAUUUGAAAAUUAUAUACAAUGGUGCUGACAGAACAAAGGAUUUAAAAUUUUGCAGAGGUUUAGAAAUGUGCAAGUUUAAGUAUUUUGAACAAUUUGUUAAUACUCAUUUAAGGAAUAUGGGACUAAAUGAUUACCUCUCAGAGUGCUUCUCUUGAUGAUUUGUUAUUGGUAGUAAGUAUUUUGAAUAGUUUGUGGAUAUUGAAUUAUUAUUUUCAUAUGCAUUGUGAAGAUCAAAGUUUGACUGGAAGGUGGGGGGUGAAAUAGCAUUAUACUGUCCAUAAAAUAUGAUUUCAUUAGUUAGCUGCUGUGGGUCUUUUCUAUGCAUUUUUGACAUUUUUCAACUUCUUCUCCAGAAGAAGUGGACCAAGUCAUUUAAUCUUGCCAAAGCACCCUCGGGUAAAGAGGGGUUCAUGUUUGUUCAACUGAAGAGUCACUCUCUGUUGUAAGGGUAGACAAUCAUGAAUUAUGUAAAUUUGGUGGCAUGUUUUUCAAAUCUUUAUCUCAAGAACUACUGGAAAAAUAAGAAAAUUAUAGAAAAGUCUCUUGACAUAAUGUAUGUUCAUAAGUUUUGUCCAAAUUGUGUCCCCUUGGGAUAGGGUGCAGCCACAGCAAAAGGAUCAAAUUGUUGUCUUGAAUGUAAAAGAAAAUUCUUUUCAAGAACAUCAGAACAAUCAAUAGUGAUAAAUAUAUGCAGGUAUCCUCAGAUAGUGCAGGUCAAACUUUGUUCCAAUUGUGGCUCCAAGGGAGAAAGUAUAAAUAUUUUGCUAAGGAAUAAAUAGGGACAAUUUUUUUGUCAAGAAUAAGUGGGGGCACAAGAGGGAAGAUGAUUUGAAAAUAUUUUUUGUUUCCCAUUGAUUUCUAUAGUAAAAAACACAAGUUUUACCAAAGUUUUUGAGUUAUCUCUCUUUGUUUUCCCAAAUAAGUAACAUUUUUUGAAAAUCCAUAUAAAUAUUAAAGAUCAUUCGAAUAUCUUACCUUUUGAAAGUGGACAUGGAGGUAGGCGGGAGAAUAAUACAUGUACCCCAGUACUGUCAUUUGCAGUUCUUAUACAGUGUCAUGAUGCCACAUACCAGUAAUAGCAGCUGGGAUCAUCAGACAAUGUUUUACUUUUUCAUUAUAGCAUCAUUUCAUACAUGUUUUCUCUGUGUCAAAAUAUAUUUUUGCAUCAGAAUGUAUUAUGGCUUUCAUUUUGAAUAUUGAUAUAUCUUUUUUGAAUUCUAUCUGAUGAAAGGUGUUUGAACAAGACAUGUUUUGAUAUUACCUAAUUUUUGGACCGUAUGGAGUUCUGAAUGUAUAUCAUUUUCUUUUGUUGAAUUAUUUUAGUGCUUACCAAUGUAUCUAACUUCAGUCACUGUGAUAUUUUGUAUACUAGUAUGCUUUAACAGAAAAUAUUUACAAUCAUGUUCAAUUUCUAUAACAUAUUUUUUGUAUUAUCUUUUGAUUUAUGAUUUCAGCUCACAUGAGGAAGGGCUUUAUUUUUUUUCCUGAACUUUCUAAUUAUUCAUGUGCAUUUAACUAUUGAAAAAGUUUUACAAAUUAUUAAAUUAAAAUUUUUUGCUAUUGAAAAUCAUAUUCCAUUCACAUAUGAACAUUUACUGUUGACAUUGAAAAUAAAGGUGUUUUUCUGUGCAA
This is a messenger RNA of Saccostrea cuccullata (small rock oyster), 2888 nucleotides long. Its product is annotated as 2-phosphoxylose phosphatase 1-like. Gene Ontology annotation, molecular function: phosphatase activity. Bases 2 to 1411 code for a protein of 469 amino acids. The record is from RefSeq and is a predicted model, not a curated record. Gene Ontology annotation, biological process: dephosphorylation. NCBI's taxonomy places the organism in Eukaryota, Metazoa, Mollusca, Bivalvia, Ostreida, Ostreidae. The transcript is spliced from 2 exons.